AUGCCUGCAUUAUUUCUCUAUUUUAUCUUCUGUGUUUUUUCACCCCUAGGUGUCGAUUUGGCAGAUGGUUCUUGUGCUCAUCCCACAAUUCCUGGCAGAAUCUCUCCUCUGUUACCUGCAAAUCAUGUGACAAUGGCAAAAGGAACAGGAUUAGUUCAUACAGCCCCAGCUCAUGGUAUGGAAGACUACAGUGUAGCUUCCCACCAUCAGCUACCCACGGAUUGCCUUGUGGAUGAAGGUGGGUUUUUCACCGAAGCUGCAGGUCCUGAACUUCGAAACAAGAAUGUCCUUGAAGAGGGGAAUGAAGCUGUCAUUCAGAUGCUUCAAGCAGCCGGGAGUUUGUUAAAAGAGGAGAAAUACGUGCACAGUUACCCAUAUGACUGGAGGACUAAAAAACCAAUGAUUAUUCGUGCCAGCAAACAGUGGUUUGUAAACACAGCAAGCGUGAAGGCUGCAGCACAGGAAGUGCUGAAAAAGGUGAAAGUUAUUCCUACAUCUGCAGUGAACAGAAUGCUUGAUAUGCUGGACAGAAGGACAUUUUGGUGUAUAUCACGGCAAAGAUGUUGGGGUGUUCCGAUUCCUGUUUUUUAUCAGAAGAACACAGGAGAAUGCUUGAUAAACAGUGAAACUAUCACAGAUGUCAUCAAAAUAGUGGAGCAGCAAGGAACAGAUGCAUGGUGGACCCUUCCUAUUGAACAACUACUAUCAAAAGAGGCUGUAUCAAAGGCCGGUGGUCAUGAUGUUUUGGAUUAUGUCAAGGGACAGGAUGUCCUAGACAUCUGGUUUGACAGUGGAACUUCCUGGGCUCAUGUUUUGGAAGGUGCAGAGCAAAGAGCAGACACAUACCUUGAAGGAAAAGACCAACUAGGAGGUUGGUUUCAAUCCUCUCUAUUAACCAGUGUGGCAGCAAGGAAAAAAGCACCAUAUAAGACUCUGGUAGUUCAUGGAUUUACUCUUGGUGAGAAAGGGGAGAAGAUGUCUAAAUCUAUUGGCAACGUGGUUGACCCUGAUGUAGUAAUCAAUGGAGGCGAAGAUCACAGCAAGGAUCCUCCAUAUGGCGCCGAUGUUCUCCGCUGGUGGGUGGCAGAAUCGAAUGUUUUCACUGAGGUGCUGAUUGGGCCUGUUGUACUUAAUGCUGCAAGAGAUGAUAUCAACAAGCUUCGGAAUACACUACGCUUCAUGCUGGGAAACAUGGCUGACUUCAAUCCAGAAACCGAUUCCAUCCCCGCUUCAGAGAUGUACAUAGUAGAUCAAUACAUGCUGCAUUUAUUGCAAGAUUAUGGCAGCAAGGUUACAGAAGCGUACAAAGAAUAUGAUUAUAGCAAAGUUGUUCGACUACUGCAAGCAUUCUGUUCCAGAAACUUGUCUAACUUUUAUUUCAGCAUAAUCAAAGACAGGCUCUAUUGCGAAGAAGAAAAAGAUCCUAAGCGUCGUUCAUGUCAAACUGUGCUAGCAGAGGCGUUAGACGUAGUAGUCCGAUCCUUUGCACCGAUUCUUCCUCACUUGGCAGAGGAGGUUUUCCAGCACCUCCCUUAUAAGAAGGACUCAGAGGGUGUGUUUCGUACUGGCUGGAUUAAGGCAAGCUCAGCGUGGAAAAAGCCUGGCAUUGAGGAAGCGAUAGAAGGCGCAUGUGCGAUGAGAGACUCUUUCCUUGGGUCCAUCUCUGGCAAGAAUGCUUUGGAAUAUGAAGUCGUCAUUGUAAUUGAGCCUGGAUUGCUGUUUGAAUUAAUGGAGGCACUGCAGGCUGAAGAAACUUCUAGCGUUUCACAGCUGAAUGAAAUAAUGAUGGCUUCUCAGACAACCCUGCUGAGUGAGCUACCCAAAGAAACACCUGCAGAUGCCAACAUCAUCAAAGGGACCUUUCUGAUUAACUUGGAAGGUGGUGAUAUCCGUGAAGAAUCUUCAUAUAAAGUUAUAGCCCUACCCAUUGCCAAAGCAAAAUGCCCUCGCUGCAGGAGAUACACUUCCGAUUCCUCAAGCACUCCCUGCCCACGGUGCCUGAAAGUAAUUGCUGGAAGAGGGAGCACAUGAAGAUGAAGUGCCUGUGCACGAGCUGCUUCAAAGUCAUGAGGACUGAGCUAUACAGAAGUGGUGGAUAACCAGAAGGUCUGUACCGAAGCCUGUAGAACACGAUGCUUAAGCCCCAGCCUGAGCAGAAUUUAUGUAUUUUGGGGGAAAGUUAUGUAUGUAUAUAUACAUAAUUGUGUAUAUCACUUUUCAGCUUAAUAAAAA
Tauraco erythrolophus (red-crested turaco) is the source of this 2232-nucleotide messenger RNA. The record is from RefSeq and is a predicted model, not a curated record. Lineage: Eukaryota; Metazoa; Chordata; Aves; Musophagiformes; Musophagidae.